GAAACUCUAGCCUCAUCACUGUCUCUGUGUGCUCAAUGUUGCAAGCAAGCAGGGUGACGGUGCCUUAGUGAAAAGGCACUCAAAGAAGCAUUACCACAAUAAUUACAUUUGGAAACAGGCGACUGCGUUUACCGGUACCUUGCUAAAAUAGUAUUUUAUAUUAGUUUGAUAAUGUCGGUGGGCAUUCAGUCGGGAUUUUCAAGUGAAGAGGUUCUGAACGUUCGCUUCCCACUCCACCGGGCGUGCAGGGAUGGAGAUAUCGGUGCGUUGUGCUCGCUUCUUCAGUGCACCUCAAACCCGGCGGAUUUAGCCGUGGAGGACUCUUUCUAUGGCUGGACACCCAUACAUUGGGCUGCUCAUUUUGGAAAGUUGGAGUGUGUGAUGCGUCUGGUGCAGGUGGGCUGUGGGGUCAAUGCGGUGACCACAAGGUUUGCUCAGACACCCACUCACAUCGCUGCGUUUGGAGGCCACCCAGAAUGCCUGCUGUGGCUGCUGCAAGCUGGCGCCGACAUCAACAGACAGGACUAUGUGGGUGAGACACCCAUCCAUAAGGCUGCCCGUGCAGGCAGUUUGGACUGUGUCAACGCUCUCCUGAUUCAGGGGGCGAAAGCUGAUAUGAGGAACGCUAGUGGGCUGUCCGCCGCUGACCUGGCCCAUGCCCAGGGGUUCCGCGAAUGUGCUGAGAUGCUCUCCAAUGCGCAGAACCUGCAGCAGAACCUGACCCAGACCCAGCUUAACGGCUUUUGUCUGAACGGUACCACCCAGAACGGAGGCCACUCCCACCCUCUCAUCCUAGGGCGGAGCCUCCUUAACGGGGCACCCAAUAGAAAGAGAUCGUUUGAUAACAUGGAAGCCAAUCAAAUCAAGAAGGCCAGAACUGACGGUAUGGGCCUGCCGCUGGGGAUGCUGAAUGGGUCGGUCUGCGGCGUUGGAGAGUUCCUGAUGGAGAGCAUACACCAGGAGAGCAUGGAGUCAGCGCCACCGGCAGUGAGCUCAGGUGGGCCAGGACACUUGGCGUUUGGGAUGAAUGGGUCUGCGCCGGUGCCAGGCCUGGUGGACCAGGGGGGAGUGGAGGUGUCCACACCGGCCCCUAAGGAGCUGGAGAUCUUCACUGUGGCCUCCAUGCAGAUCCCCUGUCGCUGCACUAACUCCUAUGCCUACCUGUAGAGACCUUAGAGUGCAUGUAUUGAGUUGAGUGUUGACCCUCCUAGUCAUUGUAUCUUGGUAGAAUGUCCAUCAGGCCCUCUCUGGCCAUGUUCUCUCACUGAUUGAAUUAAUUUUAGUGCCAUUGUCGGGUUCUUGGCAUGAUAAUGAUAUAUUUCCGGGUUCUAGAAAUAAAGGCAUAAAUAGUUAAUUUAUUGUAUUCUACAUACAUGUUAAGAAAAUCAUUGCCUUGCUACUAUACUUAAUUGAUAGAGAAACAUUCGUUUUAUGUUUUGUUGUUAUACCAGGUUCUUUGAUCCACACAAUUAUUGUUAAAUAAUCUUGUGUUUUUGGCAAAGCCCCUUAGGAUGAGUGACUUGUGUUUUGCACAAUUAUCCCUCCACACCCUACAUUGCCCAAUGGUAACUGUAAUAAUGUUGUAAAAUUCUAAUCUACAUUCCUUUGAUGUAGAAACGCCCACACCUUGGGAACAACUUACUGAAACCAGCCUCACUUGGUUUCCGGAGAAGAAUAGUGAGAAGGUUAGACUUCGGUUAGUUCAAAUCCUAGAGGCUGCACUGAAGUUUCCCUCCGCAUCAUGACUGCAAUGGCGGAAUUCUGACCAUUACGAAGUUAGACCAGUGGUUCCCAACUGUUUUUUAACCGUGGCACACCUUGAUGGGAUAGCACUAUUAAUUUAUUUAGUGUUAAUGACCUCUUAUUUUAUCUGAUCCAUACAGCAAAUCUAUUUUCUGUGACAAACGUUUUUUAUACAUUAAAUAUGGUUUGUUUGAAAUAGUUCCUUACUCAUGAUUGUUAUUGUCGUGUGUGUACUAGAGGUCUUCGUGAAUCCAGCUGGACACGAAUCCCCGAGACCAGAUCUGGGAUGCAAGCGUGUCCGGGUCGAGAAUUCUUAAUAUCUGCGUAGGGUCUGCUUCGGCUCUGAUAUGAUUGCCUUGGGUAUGUGUAAUUCUUAACUGACUUGCUAGGACCCACAUACAAUCGAACACGAAUGCUGCAGUAGCUUGCUUUGGCAAUGUUAACACAUGUUUCCCAUGCCAAUAAAGCCCUUGCAUUGAAAUUGAAUUGAGAGAGACAGAGAAGUUGUAUAAUUUUUGCUGCUGCUCUUUGUUUUUCAUGAGAGUGGUACGUGUAGCUUGUUGUUGGCCAAUCAUAAGAGCCAAUGUAUGCUUGGUCCGAAAAUGUGGUCAAGGCACCAUAUGGAUGGUGUGACACAAUUGCGGAGCCUCGGAGGGCACGCACAGGCCAAAUUGAGCUCUGUACCGCAUCGCCUUGCGCCACUCAAAUGCGGAGGUCUCCGUAUAGCUCCGCGUUGACUGAUUGGUUGACUGUAGGUGAGGGCGGGAGGUCCUGUAUAAACACAAACUGACUUCCUUGACAACUUCCUUCACUACAGCUCUGCGAGUUGUUUGUAACUGUAGAACGGGAAAGCGUAUGCAGCAUCAAAUAGUGUAGCUUGCGAUCUUAACUAGUUUCUCACGGUUUGAUGCAGUCAAUAUAGGUACCAGUACUUAAUCAUAUAUGAUGUUAAAUAACCUAGCUAUGGCAGCGAUUAGUCUACUAUAGCUCAAGUCGGAUUGGUUGGUUGAGGUCUCUCCCGCCACUGUUCCUGUGUCGCUCAUUCACGCACACUCACAGUAGCCUACCACACAGCAUGGCCCCUGCUAUGGCGUCAUUACUCUCUACCUCUUUCCUUGCGCUUUAUCAGCUCCGGUUAAUAAAGUAGCUUAAAAAUGUACUUGUCUGUUGCUUCAGGACCGGGUCUGUAUCGAUCUGGUCUAUACCGAACGGGUCUAGUUGUCCUCGGUUCUGUUCAGAACGGGUCCCUAUAUAGUUGUAUUUUAUUUAUGCAUAUCGGGUCCGGAUGGGAAACCCCAGGUCCAUUUUAGAAUGGAUCCAUCUUGUUUGACCCGUGAAGGCCUCUACCGGUUUAAGAGCGUCCCCGAAUCUGCACCAGAAAUAACAAAAUGUAGCACUGGUUAAAUAUGUAUUUUAGUUUUUAACGGUUUGCGCUACAAACAGGCGGGUUUCUCCGUUAUAAAGGUGCAACCAAGGACACAAAGCCAUGCUCUGUUUGUUUCUAUAGCACAGGCUGUGGUAUAGCUAAGCUCAGAGCCAUAUAGUAGGAAUUAAAUGACUCCGGCUAAGUUUAAUCAGACUUGCCUGUUUUAAUGGUUUUCACAGACUAAGUAAAGUGAUACAAAUUGUAUAACCGACACUAGUGCGCCAAAGUAAAAAUUCCACGUGCAUUCCACAGGUCCCGUUUUAUAAGUGCGUGUUAAACAUCGGUUGGGGGCCACUGAGUUAAGACAUCCAGUACUGCAUUUAGUGGUAGUAAUGUUGUUGCACCACUUUGGCCAAUAUGGGGAUAAAGACAUCAUUUGUCCAUCUCAUGUCAGAAUGAAGAGACUACUAGAGAAUGUUCCUGCCCUUAAAGUAAAAAUAAGGGAAAGCAUAUUUUGUUUUAUCUGCUUUUUCUUUUAUUCCCCCUGAGAAAAUCUACCUUUUUGGACAUUUCUGGUGGUGACUCUGUCUCAUAGCUAUUUUUUUAUACAAGAACUCCCUUGUUAUGCCAAAGCAUAUCUUUACGUUAAUGUUUAAAGUACAUACAUCUUUACUGUGCAGCUUUUAGGUAUUUCCAAGGUGUGCUACAUGGCCUGACCCUGUCCUAUUAGCUCGCAGACUGGUUGGAUUAGCCCCUCAUAGUGCCCUCAUCUUCUCUCAUUCUACUUUUCUAGGAAAGGACUUUGUACACUUUUCUGUAUAGCCUAUCUAUUGUGUCUGGUGUUGAAAAUGGUGUGAGUUUAUUUGGACUGUUUUUCUAAGUUUUUGCAGCGUUAUUUGGCUUGUGUUUUGUUGUAUUGCUUUGCUAACUAACUGCAGUAAUGACAAAAUGUUAGACGUUGAUCUAUGACAAAUGAGCGUGAUUAGUAGUGCUACAAUUUUUAUAAAGCAAGGCAAAGCUACUCUUGCCUAAGGCAAUUUUUUAAGAAGGAAAAAUAGGAACCUUCAUAAAUGUAUUGGUCACAAACUUUAAAUCCCUCCCUACAUACAUCUGCUUCAUGACAAUUUUUCGGUCGAGCAAUCCGCUCAGCAGUACUAUUCAGUCUGUACAGAAUCACAAAUGUUAAUGAGUAGAUGGCAUAUAUUGAUGCAAAUUAGAGCUGACGCUCAGUGUGGGGUAGUUUUGUACGGUUUAAACUCAUUAAAAGGUACUUCUUUUGAAUAAAAUUAUGAUGGUGGGGCUAUGA
Molecule: messenger RNA, 4415 nt
Organism: Oncorhynchus tshawytscha (Chinook salmon)
Lineage: Eukaryota; Metazoa; Chordata; Actinopteri; Salmoniformes; Salmonidae
Product: ankyrin repeat domain-containing protein 10
Exons: 5
Coding region: 172-1167 (331 amino acids)
Molecular function (GO): protein binding
Source: RefSeq, a predicted model, not a curated record